Molecule: messenger RNA, 1716 nt
Organism: Aspergillus caelatus
Lineage: Eukaryota; Fungi; Ascomycota; Eurotiomycetes; Eurotiales; Aspergillaceae
Exons: 1
Coding region: 1-1716 (571 amino acids)
Molecular function (GO): oxidoreductase activity; FAD binding
Source: RefSeq, a predicted model, not a curated record
AUGGCGCCUUCAACUUUGAAAACCUCGCUCGUGUCACUGACUGUCCAUCUGCUGGGCGUUUCAGCUGGAACCUGUGAUUUCGACAGCUUCAAUGCCACCGUCGGCGGCCGUGUUCUGCCCCUGACACCCUUCUCCCUUCCCUGCUUCUCGAACUACAAUGGCACCGAGGUGGCGGCUAACGAUGAGGCCUGUGCGAUUAUCCAGAGAAACUACAGCGAUCCGUACCUGCGCGCUAACUCUGCCAAUGGAUACAUGAACAACCAAGUGGAGAUGUGUGCCUCGAACCCUAGUGACCAGUGCUUGCUCGAUAGCUCUGAUCCGACUGAUCCGUUGGCAUUUACCGACAUGGUCUGCCAGCAAGGUAACUUACCCUCGUAUUACCUCGAGGUGCAGCAGGCUAGCGACGCCGUCGAGGCCUUCAAGUUCGCCCGCUGCUCAGGAACUCGUCUGUCGAUUAAGAACAGUGGUCAUGAUUACCUGGGCCGUAGCAGUGGGAAAGGAACUUUAGCGCUCUGGACACGCAAUCUGCAGUCAAAAACAUACCAUGCCGACUUCAAGCCUGAGGGCUGUGGUGCUUGCUCCGCGCCAGGAACCGGUGUGCAGGCUAUCAGUAUCGGGGCCGGUGUCAACUUCAACGAGGUGUAUGCAUUUGCCAACACACAUAACGUCACAUUCCUGGGUGGCUAUGCGCCUACGGUGGGCGCCAGCGGUGGUUUCUUGCAAACCGCUGGUCAUAGUAUUUUGUCUCCCGUCUACGGUUUGGCCAUUGAUCGAGUGAUCCAAUUUAAGGUUGUGACACCAGAUGGCCAGUACCGCAUCGCCAACGAAUGCCAGAACCAGGAUCUUUUCUGGGCUCUCCGUGGCGGCGGUGGUGGUACCUUUGGUGUUGUAAUCGAGAGCACCCACCGAGUUGAACCUCAGUUGAGCUUCGUUGCUGCCAUCAUCAAAUUUACCUCGAACUCGAGCAAUCUGUUGCCUUUUAUGGAUAUCGUUGUCAACAACACCCUGAAGUGGGCUUCGGAAGGCUGGGGAGGUCACAUCAGUGGUAGCAGCCUCAUCAAUGUGACCCCCUUACUCUCUGUCGCUCAAGCGCAGGAGUCCCUUGCUGAUGUGAUCGCCUAUGCGAAAGCACAGGGUGGCUCGGCCACAGUUGAACAGUUCUCGUCCUGGUACGCCUUCUACGAAAAGUAUGUCACUUCCAACGCGGUUAGCGUCGGUGUGACCCAUUUUGCCGGUAGUCGUCUGGUGCCCAAGGCUGUCUUCGAAACUGCCGAGGGCCGCAAGAACCUUAUGGAUUUCUUCUCCCUCAUCCAGUCUAACGGACAAAGUCCCUACAUCCCCAUCGUCGGCCCGGUGCUGUACAACUACACGGCGAACUCCACGUCUGCGACUCCCGCCUGGCGCACUGCUGUUUGGGAGCUGGGCUCCGGCACUGCCUGGGCCUGGAACAGCACCCUGGAGACGCGCAAGCAGAAAAUUGCCGGUCUGCAGAAUAUGACCGCCACCCUCGAGGAGAUUACCCCGGGCAGCGGUGCCUACAGCUGCGAGGCCAACCCAUUCACCGAAGAUUGGCAGGAAGCCUGGUGGGGCGAGAACUACGAGCCUUUGUUAAACAUCAAGAACAAAUACGAUCCUAACCAGUUGUUGAACUGCUGGAAGUGUAUCGGAUGGGAGGAAUCCGAUGCAAAGAGCUCCUGCUUCUCGGCCUUUAGCUAA